Messenger RNA from Microsporum canis CBS 113480, 1725 nucleotides. RefSeq names its product allantoin transport. The record is from RefSeq and is a predicted model, not a curated record. Gene Ontology annotation, molecular function: nucleobase transmembrane transporter activity. Gene Ontology annotation, cellular component: plasma membrane. The transcript is spliced from 6 exons. Gene Ontology annotation, biological process: transmembrane transport; nucleobase transport. Lineage: Eukaryota; Fungi; Ascomycota; Eurotiomycetes; Onygenales; Arthrodermataceae. Bases 1 to 1725 code for a protein of 574 amino acids.
AUGCCAUCUAGAUUCUCUACCUUUAACUUGUCGAGAUGUCGACAUCUCACACGUGUCUUUACAUCAUUACAUGCUCUACAUAAUGCUGCUAGACUAGAGAGCUCCUCCUCAAGCCUUGCCAAUGAAGAUUUAUUCCCGUCUGCUCCGGAAAAACGUACCUGGACAGCAGUCGAUUUCUUCGCCUACUGGUGGAGUGAGUCUUGGGCGGUUGCAGCGUGGUCAAUUGGAGCCUCCUUAAUCACACUAGGAGCAACUAUCAGAGAUGCAGUGCUGAUAGUUCUAUUUGGGAAUAUCCUGACUUCCAUUGUGAUUGUAUUGAACGGAAGGGCAGCAGCAGCAUAUCACAUUGGCUUUCCAGUCCAGUCAAGGGCUAGUUUUGGAAUAUACGGACAAUACGUUGUUGUCGUUAUCCGUGCAUUGGUAGGGAUCGCCUGGGGUGGUGUGCAGCUAUAUUACGAGGGACAGUUUCUUUCCAUAUGUCUUCGUUGCAUAUUCCCUGGAUGGAGUCGUAUUCCAAACACUAUACCUGCAAACCAAUCUAUUACCGUACAAGGAUUGAUCGGUUUCUUCCUUGCGUUCCUAUCUGCUCUCCCCUUCACAUUUAUCCACACAACAAAGAUCCGGCAUAUGUUUAGUGUAAAGGCUGUCAUAGUGCCCCUAGCUGGUCUAGGAACCGUAUGCUGGGCCAUCACUGCCAACAAAGGGAUUUCUGCAGACAAGCUCGUGGAUGAAUCAAAGCGAGAGUCAACUUCCAUCUUUGCAUGGGCGCUUAUCUCCCAGCUCAACGCUGUACUAGGUACCAACUCCGCUUUGAUUGUCACCGUCCCCGAUCUUGCUCGCUAUUCGACAAAUCGAAAUGCACAGGUAUACGGACAGGCGCUGGGGCUACCAUUAUCUCAGACCAUAUGUGCAGCAUUUGGCAUAAUUACCACGGCUGCAGUGAAGAACAUGUACGGGGAAGCAUAUUGGAAUCCUUAUGACCUUCUUAACGGUAUUCUUGACCAUGGCUAUACUCCCCAAGCGCGAGCAGGGGUUUUCUUUGUGGCUGCUUCAUGGGCAUUCGCCACAUUGGGGACGUCUAUUGCCUGCAAUGCCGUACCAUUCGCUGCUGAUAUCACCUGCCUUGCACCAAAAUACGUCAACAUCGUUCGAGGGCAGUUCGUCUGGCUAAUCAUGUCACUAGCAAUUGUGCCUUGGCGCCUUGUUGGAACUGCCAAUAGCUUCCUCCGCUUCCUAACUGGAUACUGCAUCUUCCAGGGCCCCGUGGUUGGAAUUAUGUUGGUAGACUACUUCCUCGUCCGACGGGGCAAUCUAUACCUACCAGACCUAUACCGCCACUCAUCAACAGCGCGAUACUACUUUACCAAGGGUUUCAAUAUUCGUGCUUUUGCUGCAUUUAUUAUCGGCUCCUUACUUCCCCUACCAGGGCUGGUAGGAAGCAUUGGAAAGUCCUUCUCCAGUGCAGCUGAUCAUAUGUUUUCUCUAGGCUGGAUACUUAGCUUCUUAGUUGGUAGUCUUACAUAUUGGGUUCUCUGCAUGGUGUUCAAGAUUCCCGGCGAUGAUGCUCUCUAUAGGUUUGAGGAGAAGGUGGCAGAAGCAGAGGAAAUGGUGCGCCGUGGAGACGAAAACUCCCCGUCUUUCGAGGUAAAAGGCGAUGCAUCAUCACAGGCCGAGGAUAUUGAACAGCAGAGAAGGACAUCAGACCCCUUGCGGGGCACUGUAUGA